Messenger RNA from Phragmites australis (common reed), 1919 nucleotides. RefSeq names its product beta-1,2-xylosyltransferase XYXT1-like. The transcript has 6 exons. Bases 237 to 1874 code for a protein of 545 amino acids. NCBI's taxonomy places the organism in Eukaryota, Viridiplantae, Streptophyta, Magnoliopsida, Poales, Poaceae. Gene Ontology annotation, molecular function: glycosyltransferase activity. The record is from RefSeq and is a predicted model, not a curated record.
CAUUCUAUUCUACUUGAAUCUUAUCUGAUAAGUCAAAGGAAUCAGUAGCCUUGGCCCUGGGUGUUCCCUUACCUCUUCUCUCUUUCUUCUGAGAACUAAAGAAUUCUACCCUCUUGUCGAAGUAUGAGAUCGAAACGAAAUACACACUCUAAGGAGGCUGUUGCAGAUAAACACUGGUUAGUCUGCAGUGAGGCCACACAGCAGCAUAUAUACUUUCAUUGGAUGCUGCUAACAAGAUGAUGCGAACCGAAGCAAAGGAGACGAGGAGCGCAGCGCGAUCGUCCUCGUCGCUGUGGAAGAGAGGCUAUGUUGGGUACGGCCUAAUUCUUGGCUUCGUGCUGGUGUUGCUCUACUUGAUGGUCUCUGCGCAGUUCAACUACAGCCCGCAUGCCGCAGCUUAUGCUAACCCAACAACAAUCAAAGCAGCUGACACAGUUCCUGCAAAGCGCCAAAGAAGCCGUCAUGAACAAGAUGCUGCGAGCAGGGGAAUGGAGGAACUCGGCAGGAAAGAGGUGGUGGAGGGGCACACGGAAAAAUCAACUGCCCGCCUCCAAGAGGAACAAGAUAAAGGUGAGCAGGAAUGGGCAGACAAAAAUCCAAUCGAGGAACGAUCAGGCAACGAAAGGAACUCUGACAAUUGGGAGGAGAAGCACAAAGCCAAGGAAAAGGACACUGUUGAGUUCACUGAAUUCGGGGGAGGGACAGAUGACUUUAACAAUGUCGCGCACACCAAGCCAAUCUGCGACACGUCGUUCGGCAAGUAUGACAUCUGCGAGCUGGACGGCGACGCGCGGGCACGCGGAGGCGCCGCAGCAACGGUCACCCUCGUCUCCCCGCGCGCGCCGCUGCGGGAGUGGACGAUAAAGCCCUACUCGCGCAAGUACCUGGACGGCCUGAAGGCGGUCAAGGUGAAGUCCGUUCCCAGCCCCGAGUACGCACCGCAGUGCACGACCCGGCUCAACGUCCCCGCGAUGGUGAUCGAGCUCGGCGGGUUCACCGGCAACUACUGGCACGACUUCACCGACGUCCUCGUCCCGCUGUUCAUCGGCGCGCGACGGUUCAACGGGGAGGUCCAGCUCCUCGUCGUCAACCUGCUGCCCUUCUGGGUCGACAAGUACAGGAAGAUCUUCAACCAGAUCUCGCGCCACGAGAUCGUCGAAUUUGACAAGGACGACGACGGCGCCAUUCGGUGCUAUCCCCACGUCGUCAUCGGCUACGGCAGCCGGAAAGAGUUCACCAUCGAUCCCUCUCUGGACUCCACCGGCGGGGGCUACACCAUGGUGGACUUCACCAAGUUCUUGAGACAAGCCUACUCCCUGCCGCGCGACCGGCCAAUCAAGCUCAGCAAGAGUCCUGCCGAUCGGCGGCCGCGGAUGAUGAUCCUCGAGCGGACCAACAGCCGGAAGUUCAUGAACCUCCAUGAGGUCAUCGCCGCUGCGGAGGCCGCCGGAUUCGAGGUGACCAUCGCCGGCCGUCCGAGGGCCAGCUACGACGAGUUCGCGCGGGAGGUGAAUUCCUUCGACGUGAUGCUGGGCGUCCACGGCGCCGGGCUGACCAACUGCGUGUUCCUCCCUACGGGUGCGGUGCUCGUGCAGAUCGUGCCGUACGGCCGGCUGGAGGAGAUCGCCCGGACCGACUUCGGCGACCCCGCCCGCGACAUGGGGCUCCGGUACAUCGAGUACGGCAUCGCCGCCGAGGAGAGCUCGCUGAUGGACGUGUUCGGGAAGGACCACCCGAUGAUCAAGGACCCCGUCGCCGUGCACAUGAGCGGGUGGGGGAACGUGGCCGAGUGGUACCUGGGAAAGCAGGAUGUACACAUCAACAUGGAGAGGUUCAAACCUGUCCUGAAACAGGCAAUGGAACAUUUGCGGUAGACAGUUUGAUUUAUUUUUGGAUAAAAGAAGUUUUAUUGGCUCUAA